Messenger RNA from Notechis scutatus (mainland tiger snake), 3729 nucleotides. RefSeq names its product beta-1,4-galactosyltransferase 1 (gene B4GALT1). NCBI's taxonomy places the organism in Eukaryota, Metazoa, Chordata, Lepidosauria, Squamata, Elapidae. Gene Ontology annotation, biological process: protein N-linked glycosylation; carbohydrate metabolic process. The record is from RefSeq and is a predicted model, not a curated record. Gene Ontology annotation, molecular function: beta-N-acetylglucosaminylglycopeptide beta-1,4-galactosyltransferase activity; cytoskeletal protein binding. Gene Ontology annotation, cellular component: Golgi apparatus.
CUGACAUUACGACUUUCCUCCUUCCCGGGCGAGUUAGUUGCAAGCAGUUGGCAGGCGAGCGGCCGAGCGCUUGUUCAGCGGUUUCGCUGCCGCUCCGGCCUGCUGCUGCUCCUCCCAGGGCGCAGCCAUGAGGCGACCCCGCGUGCCCGACUCGGCGCAGUAAAGUUCGCUCAGGAUGGAGCUGCCCGGCUCUUCGCUGCAGAAGGCUUGCCGCCUGCUUGUGGUCUUCUGUGCCCUCCACCUCUCGGCUGUGCUCUUCUACUACCUGAGGGGCAACACGGUCGGUCACAGUCGGAGCCCGGAGCCGCCGCCUCGCAGCCAAACCUUCGGCCGUCGGGAGUCGGAGACCCUCCUCCCGCCCAAUAUCUCCAAGCCCGUCGCGGAUUGCCCCGACCCUUCCCCUUUGCUGCUUGGUCCACUGCGUGUGGAGUUUUCACAAACUGUAAAUCUGAAGAAUGUGGAGAAGGAAAAUCCAGAACUCAGGGAAGGAGGCCGCUAUACACCUAAGGACUGCAAAGCACUUCAGAAAGUGGCAAUUAUUAUCCCUUUCAGAAAUCGAGAUGAACACUUGAAAUACUGGUUGUUUUACCUGCAUCCAAUCCUGCAAAGGCAGCAGCUUGAUUAUGGUGUCUAUGUGAUUAAUCAGGAUGGAGAAGAAACAUUUAAUCGUGCAAAGCUUCUGAAUGUAGGCUUCACAGAAGCUUUGAAAGAAUAUGAUUAUGACUGCUUUGUAUUUAGUGAUGUUGACCUAAUCCCGAUGGAUGACAGGAAUAUCUACAAGUGUUACGACCAGCCCAGGCACCUCUCUGUAUCUAUGGAUAAAUUUGGAUUUCGCUUACCUUACAAUCAGUAUUUUGGAGGUGUGUCUGCUUUAAGUAAGGAGCAAUUCCAAAAAAUAAAUGGGUUUCCCAAUAAUUAUUGGGGCUGGGGUGGUGAAGAUGAUGACAUUUAUAACAGAUUGGUUUUUAAAGGCAUGGGGAUUUCCCGCCCAGAUGCUACAAUUGGAAAAUGUCGAAUGAUUCGCCACAUGAGAGAUACUAAAAAUGAGCCCAAUCCACAGAGGUUUAACAAAAUUGCUCAUACAAAGGAAACAAUGAAAUCUGAUGGCCUAAACUCUCUGACUUACACCGUAAAAAAAACUGAUAAAUUUCAACUAUAUACAAAAAUCACAGUGGAUAUUGGAUCACCAAAAAGCUAGUGUGGCCAAAAUGCAAUAGAAGACUUGGAAUACCCGGCCAGUGACAAUUCAACUUUUCAGCAUUUUAUAAAUGAUUUUAUGCAAUCAACUUGGAAGAAGGACACCUGUUUUGUCAUCCUGAGAUCUUGCAAUUGGCAGGACAAAUGAGAAUUUUAACCUCAAAUUUUGCUGUAUAUUUUUUUUUCAUUUUUAAAAAACUUUAUAAACCAUAAAUAGAAAUUGUAAAUAUAUGAAUUUUCAGGGAAUGGUUGGAGAUUUAGGUGCUCAAUCCCCUUGGAAGGUCUCCCAUGCAAGUGUCACAAAAAAGAAUGAAAGUUGUAUUGAAGCAUCCUUUUUUUUUCUUUCCAAAAAGCUCUCUUUUAUGUCAGGAAGCUAACCUAAGAAGGAUUCCUAGUGGAUACAGGCCUAUAUAUUUAAUGGGCAUUCUCUCCACUUUAAAUAAUGGGGGUCACAAUUUGGGAACAUUAUUGUUUCCAAAUUGUGAGGUGUUCUGCAGUGGUAAGUCAUUUCCUUUUCUUCCUGUUCUUUUCCCAAUUUAAUUUAAAAAUUAGAUCACUGUAUGAAAAUUCACUGCUGUGGUUACAGAUGGAAGGAUUGGAAAAUGCUGCUAAAGUGGUUUGAAUUUACAUACUUUGAUUUAUUUUCCCAGAAUAUUGUCAAAAUUGUUCCUUCUUGUCUAUAAUCUUCCAAGAAAAGGAGCUAGAAACUUCAAAACAAACAGCUUUGCAUUCUGUUCUGCUGGCAUGGAGAUUUAAAUAAUGCAGGCCUCUUUGCCCCAAAGUGUAUCUGCAAGCCAAAAUCUUGAAACCACGGUGCUUGCUUUAUAUAACAGGACCAUCAGCCCAAUUAACACACUGGGCUCACUGCACUAUGGGGUGAAAAUGUGAGUGAAACGGUUUGAUCGCAACUAUUUUCAUGCAAAAACCAUUCAUGUUAGGUUGCUAAGAGAAGUUUCCUAAUUUUUGCUGGAUCAAAUUGGGUGAUUGUGGAGAAGUCAGGUUAAAAUAUGCACUAUAACCCAGAUCACGCAGUGUUCCUUCCCUCCUUUCUCCUAUAGAAAGGAGAAAGUGUGCAUCCAAGUCUGACACUCAGGGCAAAUGCAUUGUAGCGUGACCUGCGAAUAACAACUUCAAAGGCACAAGGGAUGCUGAUAGGCAGAAAGCACAGUUCAUGGGUUGGUCCACUGAGGCAGAAUAUUGAUAGACCAGCAAUACAUAAACCUUAGCUUGAUUAUGUGCUGUUACUAUUUGGAAAUGAGCCACUUUCAGAAGUAUUUUAAAAGGACAAAGCCUGUAUGUAAUGCUCAAACAGAUGGCCUGCAUAACAUCUGUUUUGGAAUUAAACUGAACAUCGUAUUUAUUCAUGUGAGAAACAUCUCUGUUCCUGUGGAACACUGAUGGAGUCUCUCCCAAGCUAAUUCUGCAAAAUUGUCCUUGUCUUAAGAACAAGAGCAGGGAAACACGGACAUUUGGCAAGAGUGAGACAGCAUUACUCGCCAACUGACCAGAACUGCUGGGAUUUCCUUGUCCAAUAGGAAGUUAUGCUUCCAAAUUUUCUGUAAAUACAGCUGGUGGAGGGAGCCAUUCGGUUUUCCAGAUAAAUAAAGCAACGUUCUUCCUUAGUUAAAACAUACAGAUGGGGCUCAGCGUUCCAACAAAGUUGAGAGAAAGGAAAAUGGCCUGUUGGGACCAUUGAUUGCCCGAGUUGGUAUGUUUGUGUGAUAUUGGGAUGUAAAGAUUGUGGUAGGAGGGCAGAAAUGAAAGUGGCCCCAGGGACUAGACCCUGUAGUGAAGUAAAACCUUUUGUGGGCAAAAAAUAACCACAACUUCUGGUUGUAAAACAACAUGCUGCUUGCAAAGAAUACGGCCAGGCAGGUGUAAAUGAUAACCUGAAGAUUUAGAGUACACUGACUAGUUUAUUUUUAUGGAAAUGGGGAGGACUUCAUUAACUUUCUUUUAGCUCUACCUGGCAAAAUUGUAGCAGAGAGGUGUGCAAGUAACCAGUAGCAUAAUCUCUAAAAUAAAAAAAUAGUUUCAAUGGAAUUCCUCAGUAAAGCCCAUUCUUGAUACUGCAAAACAAAUCUACCUAAGGACCAGUAUAUUGCCGGAUUGCCUUACAUGUGAAUGGAAAGUUUUAUUUAGUUUUCUUCUGCUCUAAUGCAGUCUUUUUCUUACUGAAGCAUGGCAAAUACUUUGCAAUUCUGGGUUUAUAAAGUGCCUUUUGGUUUUUAAAAUGAUUUGUCAGGAAUGUUUACUAUUGUAAAAGCCUAAAUGUUGCAAAAUGUCAAACAAAGGUAUAUUUUCUCAGUGUUUUGUGUAAAACUUGAAGUCUACUGCUGGAUUUUAUUGUUAAAAAUAUUACAGGGGACUAGGACUGCGGUAACUACAUCAUAAAAUAGCAUGUUAGUACCAUUAAAUUAGCAUAAGUGGCAGUAACAUCAUGUUUUAGCUAGAUUUGAUUUAUAGAAUCAGCCUGCACAAGAAUGUUCGGUUUGCCUUGCAAAUAUAUUCAUCUCCAAAUCCAAAGAAUCA